GUUGAAAACUUUGCUGUGUUUCAGGUUAUUUUUGACGAAGAGGAUGAAGUGAAUCCGCAUUCGCAGCCCGAUGAGUCUGAUAAUGAAGCGCAUGGUGAGACGAGCAGCGCACCGCUUGAGAAGCCGUUUAAAUGCGACUACUGCUCAUACAGUAGUAGCACAUCCACGCGUGUUAGGAAACAUAUUGUGCGAGCGCACACGUGCGAUAUUUCCUAUGUUUGCUCGCUGUGUGUUUACGAAAGCAACUGGAAUCGCGAUUAUUACGCCCAUAUGAGGACGCAUUUUGCCGGUCCGCCGUUUCACUGUGACAUAUGCGAGCAUGAAACUGACUGCAUUCGCAGCUUAUUGUCGCAUCGUUUAACCCACUCCGAUGAACGACCGUUCAAGUGUACGCUGUGUGAAUACAAGUGCCGCUCAAGAAACAAUCUCAUAGUGCACAUUCGAAACCACACAGGGGAAAGGCCGUUCCAUUGCUCGGAGUGUGGCCGCACAUUCACAAUGAAAAGUACGCUGGACCAGCAUUUGGCUGCUCAUUCGGAAACCAGGCCGUACAAAUGCCAUCAUUGCGAUUUUUCCACGAAAUAUCAGAGCCAUUUGAUUUCCCAUCGCCGCAUUCACUCGGGCGACGUUUUUCACUGUCAUUACGAUGAAUGCAGUUACUCAUCUCCGAAGAAAAGUCAACUCGCUGCGCAUCUAAGGACUCAUUUGGCGGUACGAGCACAUCACUGUAAAACAUGCAAUCGUUCAUUCAUCGAGAAGUCACAUUUGGUGAGGCAUGAAAGGAUACAUCUUGAAGACAAGCCUUUCAAAUGCGAUAAUUGUGAUUAUUCCUCGUCGAGACGCGACAAACUGAAGGAGCAUAUCCAGAAACAUCAUAGCAGCAUGAGCAGCGGCAAACAACAUCGGCGCAGGUAUCGUCGUGCGAAACAGCUAGCACAGCUUGUCGCUGCACAGGCAAAACAAGUACAGCCGAAUCUUGAAUGCAUUUUCCGGCCGAUUCCAGCCUCCGAGCUUGUCGAUAAAUCGUCCAGUAGCUUAAAUGGACCUGUUCCAACCGGCACAUCACAGCUGAAUUCCCAAAAUGCGCCCGAUUUCUCAUCUUCUGAUAUAUCUCAACUUCGAAACGAGAACCAUCGGGCGCCAGCAGGCGAGCAUGUUAGUGGAACGCAACAAACGCAUCCACACUCACUGAUGGAUUUUUCAUCCUUACUUACCUCAAACAGUUUGAACCCGGGACGUCCAUCGUCAGCUGUUGUACCGGCCACCACAGCAAUGCCUGUUUCACCAGCAAUGAGUCUCAAUUUUCAUAUCGGUAAUGUCUACUUUAUUUUUGAUUAA
This is a messenger RNA of Gongylonema pulchrum, 1338 nucleotides long. The record is from the annotation of a GenBank genome assembly. Lineage: Eukaryota; Metazoa; Nematoda; Chromadorea; Rhabditida; Gongylonematidae.